AGACGAUGAAACUCUCGGCGAUUAAGUCAUUGACGAAAACACAUUGCUUCCCCAUCUCUCAGAGGUGAUUCAGCUGUUUCUAACAAACGUUGAUUAGAAAUGGCUGUAGUCCCUAGAAAAAGGAAUGUCAUUAAUGACACAACACCGAUGAUGUGCAUAAUCGAGGGAAUUGCCAAGAAAGACCAUGUGGAUUAUAUUAUGAAAGUGCAGAGGGGCAUCAACCAAGAAGACUCGUGGCAGGUUGCACACCGGUAUAGUGAUUUUGUCACUCUACAGUCAACCCUAGAGGUCUCAGGUAUUGAUCUUCCAAUGCCCCCGAAAAAGGUAUUUGGCAACAUGGAUGCAGCAUUUAUUGCAGAAAGACAGCAAGGUCUUCAGAAUUAUAUCAACUUUAUACUGGCCCACCCAAUGUUAACGAGACACAUUUCUGUGAAGAGAUUCCUGGAUCCUGCAAAUUAUUCACAUGACUUUCAAGAAACAGCCAUGCAAAAUGUAGCCAUGUUCUUACGGUCAGUCCCCAAUUGGGAAAUAGUUGAACCUUUACCUGAUGUUGGUUGGCGUUUAAGGAAGCAGUUUUUCUUGAUAAAGCCUACAGAUCCUACAAAAAAAGAUGUCAGGAACAUUCUAACCUGGACUGACUAUGGUCCUGAAUUUAGUUUGGAUGAGAAAGAUCUAGAAGCUAUCUUAAAGUUAUUGACGUCUUUACAGCAUCCUUACAUAUACCCUCCUUCAUUUACCACGUGUAAUUCAGAAGGAGUUAUAGCUGUUCGUAAUUUUGUCCCAAAUGGAACACUUAGAGACUGUCUCUGUAAGGCCAAACCAAAGCUUAAUCAACUAAAGAAAUAUGGAAAUCCAAAAUCUAGAGCUGUUUUACAUGAACAGAACAUUCAGCUGUUUGGAAGACAAAUUCUAGAGGCAUUAAAGUUUUUACAUGAUAAAGGAAUUCCCUAUGGUCAUUUACAUUCAGGAAAUAUCGUUGUGGAAGGAAAUAUUUGUAGAUUACUAGAAAUCGAAAAUGGUCUCUUGGGCAUUCCAUCAAUUCACAGACAUCGUUACGUUCCCAUGAAGAAAAUACAGGAGAAGGAAUCAGAAGAUGUUUACUGUUUCGCGCAUUUGUUGUAUGAGAUGGCUUUUGGUGAAGCAUUGCGAAGCAGUACACUUCAAGAUGUCCCUCCAAACUGUCCAUUACAACUAAGAUCAGUGUUGCUAUCCAUCCUAAAUGACGAGGCGUGUAACAAGACAGGACUUCCGACUGUUGCUGAUCUUCUUGCGAAUCCAUUUUUUGCAGCCAUAGACUUCCCAGCUGGUGAUAAGCCUCAACUAAAGAUUCCAAGUAAAUUAAAAGAAGCCUUAAAAACAGCCAAAGAUCGAACUGAAUCUAAACUCAAGGAGGAUCAAAAAACGUUACGACAGUUCCGGAGAGCAUCUAAAGCGCAUGCCUACCACAUGUCAGAGGAAGAGAAGAAGAAGAGAAAGAAGUCCGCAAAGAAGUUGCAGAAGGAGGCAUCUCUAUCGGACGCAACACAGACAACAGCACGCCCGCCAUCCUCUCCUUCGCCUGCUCCUCGAACUCAAACUUCUGCCAUACCACCUCCGCCCCAGGCCCCCGCGCCACCACCUCCACCUCCUUCCCAGCCUCCUGCUCAGAAAGCUGCCCCUCCGCCAAAAUCAUCAGAACGAGGCGCAUUAUUAAGCUCCAUCUGCGAUUUUAAGAAAGGCAAAUUAAAAAAGGCUGAGACUAAUGACAAAAGCAAACCCAAAUUAUAGGGUGGUACAAUUUAAUAUCAUCGCUUGAAACCAACUGGCCAAACUGGUCCAUUUAUAAGGAUAAUUUGGCUAUCACUCCAUAUUUUCUUCUCAAAUUCUGUUCUCAAGAUUUAACAUGACAUAAAUUAUUGGUGAUUAUAAUAAUGAUGUUAACAGCAAAGAUGUAAAGUCCCCAAGAACAUUUUUAUAGGUGUGUUCGUUUUUUUUGUAAUGUGUGAUUUGGUUUUGUUCUAUUUUUCGAAAUAUUGUUAUUACUAUUAUUAUUAUAGUUAAUAUUAUCGUCAAUGUUAUCGUUCAUGUCAUAUUAUUUUUCACUAUGAUUGAAUUGCCUGGUGGAGAAGCUCCGAUGAUAAGCGCCCGUUGAAGAUCAGGAAAGGUGUUAGGUAUCAGUUCUAAGAUUAGAUAUUAUAUUUUCAUGAUACG
Messenger RNA from Pocillopora verrucosa, 2190 nucleotides. Its product is annotated as PX domain-containing protein kinase-like protein. The record is from RefSeq and is a predicted model, not a curated record. Gene Ontology annotation, cellular component: plasma membrane. Gene Ontology annotation, biological process: negative regulation of ATP-dependent activity; negative regulation of monoatomic ion transport; protein phosphorylation. Gene Ontology annotation, molecular function: protein kinase activity; ATP binding; actin binding. Lineage: Eukaryota; Metazoa; Cnidaria; Anthozoa; Scleractinia; Pocilloporidae.